CCCUCAUUGACUUUGAAAAAAUUUUGCAAUUUCACAAAUUUCUUAUUUUUUAUGUAUUUUGUAAAAUAUGACAGUGGCGUAGCUAGAAUUUUCAAUGACUUGUAAAAUAAAUUUUUAUUAUUUCAAUUGCUCAAAAAUGCAUGUCAUUUUUCGCCCCGUAAUUAAKAAUUGUUUACAUUGUUCACAUUACAUCAAACAACAGCUAAUAAAAGUGUUUUUCAUUUAAUAAUACAUGUGUGCGAUUACAUAACAUGCCCCUCUAUUACUCUUUAUGAAUGUAAUUUUUCAAUUGACAAUAUUUAGACCAACAAACAAUUGAACUUGCAAAAACCUCCUAUAUAAUUGUCGCAAUUUAGGGAUUUUCUUGCUUAAUUACUCUACUCCAAGGCCUACUAUAUAAAAAGCGCAGUUUUGUCACGCCAGCCAGACCAUGAGUGCAACAGUUGACGAUCUCCACCACUGGGUGGCCAAAAUGAUGACUUCCCUCCACAUCCCCUCCUACACCCUCGACAUUGGGGGAAACACCCCCAAAGGCGACGGCUACUUGGGCGAAGUGACGUUCCUCCAAGCCCACGCUGGGGGAAAAACCUACGAUUUGGUGAUCAAAUCGGCGAAAAAAAGCGAAGAYUUYCGAAAACAAACGCCGAUCAAGGAGGCRUACGAUCGCGAGAUUUUCUUCUACAGCAAGAUUUUCCCCCUCUUGGAGGAGUUUCAGCGCCAAAAACGCGUCCCCAAGAUUUUCAGCAACGUGCCAAAGUGUUUCAGCGUGUCGGACGACGUGAUGAAAGAAGCUGUGAUUCUGCAAAACCUGAAAAGUGAGGGGUUUCAGCUGCACGACCGGAAACAGCCGAUGAAUCUCGAGCACGUUUUGGCGGUGGUUCGGCAUUAUGGGAAAUUCCAUGCCCUGUCGCUGGGGCUGAAACUGAAAAAACCCGCGGUUUUUCAGAGCUUUGGGCGGAAUUUGGGCGAUCUUUUCGGGCUUUUUCUCACGAGAGGGGACAUGAUUGGCGUCUAUCGCAAGGAGUUUCAGCACGUGAAAACGCUACUAGAGCCUGAAAUUCAGCACAAGUUUGACGGGUUCGAGGAGGACCUUGAGAGGAUUUUGGUGGGGCUGUCGGAUGAAAAUACCGAACCCUCGGUCCUGCUGCAUGGGGACUGCUGGAACAACAACUUCAUGUUCAAAUAUCAAGGUGAGGACAGGUCAAAACCUGUGGAAAUGUGUUUUUUGGACUUCCAGCUCAUCCGAAUCGGCUCACCCAUCAUCGACUUGUCCUACUUCCUCUACUGCUGCGCCGACGGGGAAGUCCUCAAAAACUUCGAUUUGAUCCUCCAGACGUACCACUCGAGUUUUUGCGACUUUUUGGCCGACUUGGGCUGCGACCCCGAGACCCUUUUUCCCCUCAAAAACCUCAAAGAGCAGUGGCGGGAGUUCGGAAAGUACGGUCUAGCCCAGUCGCUUUUCAUACUCAAAAUCAGCUUGUGCGACUCGAGCGAGGCCCCAGACAUGAUGGAAUCGGCGGAAAAUGGCGAUUUCAAGGACUCGUUUCACAUCAAAUUGCAAAAUGAGGACGACUUUAAUCAGAGAGUUAAGGACGUUUUCGAGCAUUUCGCCCACAAGUUUCUCUAAAACAUAAUAAAAUGUCUAU
Molecule: messenger RNA, 1646 nt
Organism: Tribolium madens (black flour beetle)
Lineage: Eukaryota; Metazoa; Arthropoda; Insecta; Coleoptera; Tenebrionidae
Exons: 2
Coding region: 431-1627 (398 amino acids)
Source: RefSeq, a predicted model, not a curated record